GCAGCCUGCUGGGUUCCAGUGUCAAUGUUCAGGUUCUCACGCCACAUAUUAAACAGGGACCAGGACACAGCACAGAUUUUCCAGUAGAACAUCAUGAGCUCCAGCACGGCCCUGUACUCCAACGUGAGGCACUGCAGCAGUGCCCGUGGCAUCUUUGCAGAUGUUGACUGCAACUCCAAGAAGAGACGCUACGUGCGCAAAGACGGCAGCUGCAACACAGCCUUCCAAAAUGUCCCCGGUGAGUGGCAACGGUACGUGGUUGACAUCUUCACCACACUGGUGGAGAUCCGCUGGAGAGUCAUGUUCUUGACUUUCGCCCUGUCCUACAUAUUGUCCUGGCUCCUAUUUGGGACCCUGUAUUGGGUCAUCGCGCUGGCUCACGGCGACAUGAAUGACCUGACCAGUGAGCCAUGCGUCUACGAGGUCCACAGCUUCACUGCGGCGUUCCUCUUCUCCCUUGAGACGCAGUCCACCAUCGGCUAUGGCGCUCGAGGCAUGUCCGAGAACUGCAUGGUGGCCAUCGUCGUCGUCACCAUCCAGGACAUCAUCAGCAUCUUCAUCGACACUUUCAUAAUAGGAAUCGUUGUGGCCAAGAUGGCGUCAGCCCGGAAGAGAGCCCAGACGGUUGGCUUCAGCAACACCGCAGUGAUAAACCUGCGCGAUGGACACCUGUGUGUAUCCUGGAGGGUAGGGGACUUCCGUCGUAACCACGUGCUAGAGGGCAUUGCCCAAGCCCAGCUGAUACGACAAUUGGCAUGCACAACUGGCAAAAUUGACAUAUCCUACAAUGACUUAGAGAUACAAACCAAACAUAUAAUUCUUGCCAUGCCAGCCACCAUUGUCCAUAGAAUCAGUCCCAGCAGUCCUUUCUACAAGAUGAGUCUGCAGGACCUGCAGAGAGAGAGUUUUGAGCUGGUGGUGUCUUUCACCUACAUAGACGACCUCAGUGGGAUUACCCACCAGACGCGUACCUCCUACAUCCCCAGUGAAAUAAUGUGGGGUCAGAGGUUUCAGGAAAUGCUCAAAGUUAACAGGAAGUACUACAAAGUAAACUAUUCCCUGUUUCACCAAACCAUUAAGGUUCCAUUGCCUGAAAUCAGCGCAGAAGAAUUUGAACAAAGCAAGCCUUCCCAAAGCCCUAAAUACGAGCUGCCACAUGCCAACCCACUGACAUUAUCUGUGGAGAUAUGAUUGGAAGAAAUCCUGGGUUAAAAAAUGCAUAAUAACCAGAAAUGCUAUUCCAGAAGCUAAACCACAAUCAAGUACUGGACCUAAAGGAUAAUGCAACGCCUAGGCUACAUCAAAUAGACAUCACAUAGGGUAUUGCUUGUGUAGACAAUAGCAUUCACUCACAACACAGAAUGGUCUGUUUAAUGCUAAAAUAAAUACAUCACAUCAUGUAAGUGCAUUGUCACAGAUGUUAUUUUCUUCAAAACUUCAAAACAAGAACAUCCAUAGAACUCAUCUACUGGUAGGCUUCUGAACAUACAGCCUAGUAAAGAUGCCUGCAUUGAAAGAUUAUCAAGAAUAUCAUUUUUUUUUUUUUCAGAUACAUUUUGACAGGUGGGAUCAGUUCCAAAAUGUGUUUGAUGGAAAAUGAUCAAAACUGCAAACAUUAAACAUAAACCAAUAACUAAUGGAUGAAUUAAUUAAUGAAUACAAAGAUGAAUAUGAAUAACCAAUCUUCACCAAACCACACAAUCGCUUUGGGUCUAAACAUUGUCUAUUAGGCUCAGCCCAAAGAAUAUGUGGGUCUAGAAUCAUCGCAAAGGAAAGAUUAACCAAGAUCAGCCCUGUGAGGCUUCUGGGACCCUGGGAGGCUUCUGGGAUGCAGUGCAUGGUGUAGGCACGGCUGUGACUCUUUCGCACAUUCCUCAUCAUUUCUCACAUCUAACUGCACCUUUUCCAUUUUGAUUAUUAAAAGCAUGCAUUUAAAUGUUACUACAAUAUAAUGCACAAUGUCUAAUGUGGGGAGAAAACAGGCUGACAAAGACCCAGAAGGAACUUCACCACCUGUGACUAUCAUAAACAUGGCAGAGAUUAGCUGGCUCCUGGAUGAACGGGGAGCCGCACUCCCCGCCGACUUUGACUCCUCUUUAUCAUCACUGGCAUCUAAAUUAGACAACAUCCAUUCUACAGUGUCUGAUCGUGGACAGCCCCACACCUCCCCUUGAAUCCAGUGUCACAGAUUUUGCCCUACAACUACAGCAGCUGCAGGUGUCUGGCUCUACCUUACAGGAACGCAACAGCACCUGGACAACCACAGCAGAUGUCAGAACAUUCAUGUUGUUAGCGUACCUGAGUCGGAAGACCAGCGUCCUAUAAAGGUUUCCUCUCCGAUCCUUCUCAGUGUGAUCCUUGGCAGUCGAGUCCCCCCACUCAUCCAGUGCCGGACAGAGCCCACUGAAGCCUCACACCCAAAGCUGGUCCGCAAGGCAAACCAUGGCCCAUCAUUCUUUGAUUUAGCUGGUAUGAGAUUAAUGGUUGAGUGAUCCAUGAGGCUCUACAGUGAUGAGAGCUGUUGUUCCAGGGGUGCUAAAUCCAUUUCUUCAAGGACUACAGCACAGAUGUUAUAUAGCAGCAAACCAAAUACAAACCCCUCAUGGCUCAGCUUUACAAAAAUAGUUUCCAGCAUGCACUGCUUUAUACAGCCAAAGUACACAUUACACUGCAGUCUGGUGAGAAGAAAUGGCUUCAGUCCGCUCCAGAGGCCAGUAACUUUCUCAGCACACUGAAUGACCCUGGGGAAUCAGGUUCUACGUAGUGCUGUAGGUGAUAAUCACCAUUAUCUUUUGUGAGUAUGCUAUAAGGAGCAGAAUACACUAGAUUGCUUAUUUAUGUUAUAACUGCAUACUAACAAGUCUAAAAUAUGGCUUCACUUUAUUUUAUUAGGUCACUUUCGAACCAUAAUAUCUUGACUCAGGUGACUUGGUCAGUUCAGUUCUACUGUUAAAAACGAGGCUAUUGCACUCACUGCACUUACUGUAUUGCUUUUUUCCUUAAGCCGCAACCACAAUCUUUUAUUAAUUUACAGAUUCUUAUCAUUUUAUAUUUUGCUCUUUUUUUCAGAGAUACUUAUGUCUGUGAGGUUAGGUUUAAACUGUAGUGGUAUGGGGGUCAUAGGAGUUAAGAACUAAAGGACGUAGUUUAUUCUACUGGAGUUGUCCCCUUGCUGACUGCACUUCCAGUUGUGUGCUUGGGGGAUGGGGUGAUGAAGUGUGGCUGCCCUUUUGUUUGCUAAAUUCUUCAUUGUUCCAUGUUAUUUACGCUGUCGUUGCAUUUUCUCUUCUCUUUUUACUUUCUCCCAUUGUUACCUCAAACA
Messenger RNA from Electrophorus electricus (electric eel), 3322 nucleotides. The record is from RefSeq and is a predicted model, not a curated record. Lineage: Eukaryota; Metazoa; Chordata; Actinopteri; Gymnotiformes; Gymnotidae.